AUGUCUGGCAAGCGCAAAGAAUUGCCCAUCGAUCUCGACCAGCUCAUCAAUGGCCGAUACCAAGCAGGCUGCAAGGGCAGUUGCAAGUGCGUGAAGGCUGGCGCAGGCUGCGGAAGCUCUUGCGCUUGCCAGACUUGUGACUCGAGCAACGAGAAGGUCCGGUGCCGCAACCGUCUCAGCGACAUUGCGAAAGCUUUGGGCGUCGAAAAUCAAGUCGUGACACCCUGCUUUGCGACAUACGCGAGCAAAGCCAAGAAUACCCUGGACCUGACGCAGCUGGGCAAGAAGAUGGACCAUUGCAAGGCGACCGAUGCCUUCAAAUUCGAUGACUUCUUGAAGGAUUGGAGGGAGAUAAAGAGGGGACUAAAAGAGACGGAUAUGGCUGGGCAUUAUAACAAGCUGCUGCAGUACGGACUGUACAAGGAGUCCUCAGGCUCCGAGGGUGGAUUUUGGUCCUACUCCUUCUGUAUGGAUCAUUGGGCGGAGGAGCAGAACAUUUGGCAUUGCCGGAAGUGCAAGGAGUGCAUGGAAUGGCGUGAAUGGCAUUGCGGCAAGUGCAACAAGUGCACUUACGGCGUGAGUAUUCCGUGCAGCGGCUGCGGAGGCGUGACCUGGAUAUACCAUGGGAUGGAUCCCGACGAAAGAGCCGACGCCUUUGAUUUUGGCUCGGACGACGACUUUGGGUUGAACGAUGAUCCGUUCUGGUGUUGA
This is a messenger RNA of Zasmidium cellare ATCC 36951, 711 nucleotides long. RefSeq lists its product as uncharacterized. NCBI's taxonomy places the organism in Eukaryota, Fungi, Ascomycota, Dothideomycetes, Mycosphaerellales, Mycosphaerellaceae. The transcript is spliced from 2 exons. The record is from RefSeq and is a predicted model, not a curated record. The coding region runs from base 1 to 711 and encodes 236 amino acids.